Molecule: messenger RNA, 2667 nt
Organism: Gryllus bimaculatus (two-spotted cricket)
Lineage: Eukaryota; Metazoa; Arthropoda; Insecta; Orthoptera; Gryllidae
Source: the annotation of a GenBank genome assembly
AAUCCGAGUCUGGUGAUUACUAUAACACCCUUAUUACGUCAUCUACGGGGAAAAAAUGAAGAAGAAAAAAAAAAAAGAUCAGCAACUGCGUUUUCCGCGCGGUGGUCCCGGGGUACCCCCCUCGGCGCCGUCUCCGUGAUUCAUUCAGGGAGGCUGCACUGCUCCGGCGGUGCGAGGGGAGCGUCGUUCGCCCGUCUGCCGCUGGGCGCGCUGUCCGCGGGCCGGCUGGCGGCACGCCGCGCCGACCGCCGCAGUGUGGGUCGCGGUGGCGGGCAGAACUGCUCCGUUGCGUACUCGGUGACACUCGCUCCGUUGCGGCGACCGGUGACUGGAGACGCGGCGAGGGAAGGCCGUGUUGACAGCAGCGAGCGCCCGGCGCCACCGCAGAGGUCACAGCAGGCGCGAGCUGCUGCGCCGCUGUGGCUGCGCCUGGCGUUGCUCGCCGCGCUGCUGGCGGCCGCCGUCGCCGCGCAGCAACACCGCCGUGGCGCGCGAGGCCUGUGGGGCGAUGAGGACGAGGAUGAGGACCUGGACGCGGUGGGCGGCGAGGAUGAGGACUACGCGGAGGACGACGCGGGCGGGGGCGGCGGGGACUCCGCCGCCGAGCUGGAGGACGCCCUGUGGGAGCGCGAGGCGGGCAUGGCGGCGUCGGCGCGGCGCAACGUGGCCUUCAUGCAGGGCUACAGCGACCUGCGCGAGCGCGUGCCCAAGGCGCCGGCGUCCGUGCUGGACGAGAUCGACUACUCCCUGCGCGCCGGCGACCUGCUGCUCCCGGAGGCGGCCUUCAUGCAGAAGCUGAACUUCUCCCGCGCAGUGCAGAGGUCGCUGUCAGACCUUCGGGUGCCCUGCGAAGGUGAUGCUGACGCGGAUUGCGUCAUGACGCUACCCGUGGUGCGGCGCGUGCUGUCGCGCAGCGGCGACGCGGCGCAGCAGCUGCGCGCGUGGCGGGGCGCGCAGGCGGCGCUGCGCCCUCUGGCGGGGGCGUUCCCCGCGCAGCUGGCCCUGGCGCGCGCGGCGGCGGCGGCCAACGGCGUCGCGCCCGCCGAGGGCGAGGACGGCGAGGGCGAGGACGAGGACGGGGCGGAGGGCGCGGGCGCGGUGGGCGCGUACUGGGUGCGCCUGCUCGACCCCGACGACUUCCUCGACAUGACCGCGCUGGCCGACCUGGUGUACCCCAGCGCCCGCCUGCGCGCCCUCGACCACGCCCUCGACGAGAAGGGGCUGAAGGGGCGUGCCCUGUACGAGACGGCCCUGGAGACGCUGAACGCGUCGCUGGGCAUCGAGGGACUGCCCAGCGAGGACCUCCUGAAGCAGGUCCGCUACGAUGGCGAGUGUCCCACGCGCUUCGUGCAAAACUGCAGCAGCGCGAGCAGUCGCCUGGCGCACGAGCACCUGGGCGCCGCCGAGGACAAGAGGAACCUCAUCCGCGUGGCCACGCGCUAUUCAGCUACGCACGACAUGCUGGCGUCUGUGAUCCGGCUGCUGUCGCUGCACCCGGACCGCCUGGAGGAGGUGGGCGCGCUGCCGGACGAGGAGGACUACGAGGAGCUUUCGGCGGCGGCGGCGGAGGCGAGCGGCAGCGAGGACGACGACGAGGUGCACCGCGGCGAGGCGACGCUGCGGCUGCUGGUGGCGCUGCGCACGCUGCCCCGGCUGGCGUACCUGGCCGUCUUCCGCCCCUUCCGCCUGCGCCUGAUGGCCGCCCUCGCGACCACGGCCCACCCGCCCCCACGCCCCCACCCGCGCCCACGCCCACGCACCCCACCGGCGACAAUGCCACCGCCACCGCCUCCGCGCCCAGCGCCACAGCCCCCGCGCCCGUCGACCCCGUGGCGCUCUGGGCCCAAGUCAGGUGAGACACUGCGGCACGGCGCUCUUCCAGGCGGCGACGCGGCGUGGCUGGCGGACGCGGCGCUGGCGCGCAACGAGCCGCUGCUGGGCCGCUUCCUGGCGGAGCUGCUGGCCUUCCAGGCGCUGGAGUACCUGGCCAGCUACGACCCCGCGCACCCGCUGCCGGCCACGCGCUCCGACGCGCGCAUCCCGGUGCUGAUGCAGCUGGGGCGCGCGCAGCGGUGGCCGGAGAUGCUCAACGACCAGCUGGACAUCAACGAGAUCCGCGCCGAGCCGCUGCUGCGCUACUUCAAGCCGCUGGCGCGUCUCCUGACGGUGGAGGCGGCGGCGAAGGCGGCACCGGCGGCGAAGCGGGAGGCGGUGGACCUGACGCCGCCGGCGCUGCCGGGCGCUACCGGACGGACCCCUCGGACGUCGGCGCCCAAUGCAGAUAAGCCAGGCGCAGCGCGGCGGCGACGACGAGAGGCGGCUGACGGCGCGGCGACGACGGACGUCCCCGCCGCCCCGGCGCAGCCGUCCACCAACGGACGGCCCCCCGCGCACGUCGUUGGCGCGGCGGGUCAGCGACGUGGGAACGGCGUGCUGACGGCGGUCGCUCGUGUUCUGGCGCGCUGCUGGGCCGCGCCGUUCGUGGCGGUGGCGCGCGGCUUGCUCACCAAGAGGCGCUACCAGCGCAACCGGCGCCCCGACGCGGACGCGCCGCCCAAGGCGGCCAACGGGGACGUGGAGGCCGCGGCCGCCGCCGUCCCCGAGGAGGCCGAGCCCGCCAUCCCCGACGCCAACCAGGCAGAAAUUGUUAAUGUUAUCAUUGUAUGA